Messenger RNA from Ctenopharyngodon idella (grass carp), 3930 nucleotides. RefSeq names its product gastrula zinc finger protein XlCGF57.1-like. Gene Ontology annotation, molecular function: DNA-binding transcription factor activity; RNA polymerase II cis-regulatory region sequence-specific DNA binding. Lineage: Eukaryota; Metazoa; Chordata; Actinopteri; Cypriniformes; Xenocyprididae. The record is from RefSeq and is a predicted model, not a curated record. Gene Ontology annotation, biological process: regulation of transcription by RNA polymerase II. The coding region runs from base 2247 to 3434 and encodes 395 amino acids. The transcript is spliced from 2 exons.
UAUGUCAUCCAUGUAGUGCGUGAAUUGUACAAGGUUAUUUUGUCAUUUAACAACGGAGUCUGAUACCCCAUCCUCCUCCAUUACGUAACUAAAGCUGCGACAGUUGAGUGCAUGAAGUGUCCAACAUUCCACACUUUCCGUUAAUUUAGUGCAUCAUCCGGGUAUUUAAAGUGUACUUUUUCUUUUUGGAAUUUUCAGUGUGAACACACUGCUUGCACUAUUUGUACUUAAAAACGUCAUAGAAUAGUGCAUAAGUAUGCGAAUUGGGAUGCACCUUUAGUCUUUAUCUUAAGACGAAAAUGCUUUCACAUUUUAGUAAUUUUUGUCUUUCAUUUUAGUCAACUGCAGUUACCAUCAUUAAUUUUGGUAGCUAUUUUAUAUGUAGUCUUUAGACAAAAAUAGUUUUUCUCUCUUUAGACCAAUUCAAAUAGGUUAUGAGAAAUUUGAAUCAAGGUAACAGGCUGUAUUGACAUUGCACUCUUAGCAGUAGCACUUGUGCAAUUUACAUAUCCCUUUUCCUUAGCUGGAUAACAGCCUGCACUCCGAUCACCAAUUUAGUCACAGCAAACAACGCAAGCGCCUCGUGACAGAACACAGACCGACUGAAUGACACUUGUAUUUAAGCAGAAAAUCUCAGAUGAAGAUCGCUGAACUCCAGCUUACUUGUUUGUGUUUUCAGAUAUUCCGCGCUUCUUCUGCAGUGUAAAGAGAGCGCAUAUGCCUGGUUGCCAGAUUGCAGAGAUUAAGUAAAACACUAGGUGGAAAACGUGUUCUUUUAACAGAAAAGCUCUGAUUGGGGAUUUAAAUUCUUGAAAUCUGGCAACCGUAAGCAUGAAAGCUUGUAAAAACAGUCUGUAAUGUUUUGUCUCCUCCUUUAUUAGACAAAAACAAAGAGUGAUUUUGGUCAAGUUGUUAUUUUUUUUAUUUUUUAUUUUUUUACAACAUUUCAACACAUUUCGUCAGCAAUAUAGUAUGUUUAUAACAAUUAUCAUUUAAUGAUGUUGGUGUCGUCUCGUCAUCGUCUCAUCUUAGUCAUGGAAAAAAAGGUCCAGUCUUUGGUUCCAGUCUUUCCCAGUUUGAUGCUGAACAUAAUGUUUCCAAUUGGACCCAAAUAAAUUAAUCUUGCUCUCAUCACUAAAGUGAAUUUUGGGCCAGUUCUCUUCUGUCCACAGACCAUGAUCCUCAGCAGGGGUAGGCAAGUUCGGUCCUAGAGAGCCGCUGUCCUGCAGACUUUAGCUCCAAACUUAAUCAAACUCACCUGAACAAGCUAAUCAAGCUCUUCCAGAUUACUAAAUCUGUAGGCAGGUGAGGUUUUUUUUUUUUUCAAGGUUAGAGCUGAACUCUGCAGGACAGCGGCUCUCUAGGACCGAACUUGCCUACCCCUGGUCUAGCCUUUUGAUCCUUUGUCCUAACAAGAGGCUUGGUCACUGCAGAGUGGGAUUUAAGUAAAAUUCUCAAUGGUGAGAGACUGUAUCCCGAGACAGAUCCUAACCAUGUUGAGCACUGAAUUUGCGAGUAUUUCCAGCUGCAGUGUUGAAGCAAUUCCCCAUUGAGAGUCUCUGCAUCAUUCUGUCCUCUUAGCCAUUUGUCUUACAUGGACGACCAGCCUUUUUGGGCUUGGCAUCCUGUCCCAAUGGGCUGGACGUCUGGGUGCUCGUGAACCACCAGUGGCAAUGAUUAGUCAUUUCUGAGGCAAACAGGUCAACCUCUGCCUUCCCCCAGGAGCAGCAGGUCUCUGGACAGAGUGUCCAUCACUUGAUUGCCCGAUCCCAGGAGAUAAAUGGCCCUUAAUGGAGCCUGCCAGGCCCUGAGACCAUGUGAGGAUCUUGCGAGUUAGCUGUAAAGACGCAAGAGACAUGGUGUCGCCCUGAUGAUUCAAAUGAAACACCGGUGACUUGUCAGACCGGACAAGCACAUGAUGACCCAUCAGAUUGGGUAGUGUUGUAGAGCUUAGUACUGACUCCAGGUAGCGUGGGUGAGCUGGAGCCAAUGGCAUCCUAAAAGGCCGUAGGACACGUUAGUUGUCGUGUGGCUUCUGACAACUUCAUUCUCUUCUCUAAUACCUCAGAAACAUUGGGGCCAAAGUUGAAUUUGCAGUUCUCUUAAUGUCUUUUUACAAUUUUCAGGUAACCUUGCCUGAGCAAGCCAUACCUGGCACCGGACUGUAGGAAGGGUCACUGAAAGUGUCCCCAAGUUCCCGAGUCUCAAGACCCAUAGUUAACAGAACAGUCUUUAAGAACUGAGAGAUGAUGUUGCUGAAAGGGGAGAGUCAAGAACUGAAUGAAAUGGAAAAGAAACAUCUGAAUGAAAAACAUCAUGAUUUCAUAACUGGAAAAAAAUAUUUUAAAUGCUCACAGACUGAAAAGACCUCACUAAAAAGAGCUCAAAAGACAGCAACUAGAAGUUUUUUCACCUGCCAACAGUGUGGAAAAAGUUUUAAUCGAAUAGGAAACCUUCAAGUCCACAUGAGAAUUCACACAGGAGAGUGCCCUUUCACCUGCCAACAGUGUGGAAAAAGUUUUAAUGAAAAAGGAAGCCUUCAUGUCCACAUGAGAAUUCACACUGGAGAGAAACCUUACACCUGCCAACAGUGUGGAAAAAGUUUCAAUCGAAAAGGAAAUCUAAAGACUCACAUGAGAGUUCACACCGGAGAGAAGCCUUACACAUGCCCUCAGUGUGGAAAGAGUUUUACACUGAAGAAAGGCCUUAAUUCCCACAUGAGAAAUCACACUGGAGAGAGCCCUUACAUCUGUAAAAUGUGUGGGAAGAGCUUCUCACAAAAAGCAAAUAUUAAGACUCACAUGAGAAUUCACACUGGAGAGAAGCCAUAUAUAUGUGUUCAGUGUGGAAAGAGUUUUACACGUAAAGGAACCCUUGAUUCCCACAUGAGAAGUCACACCGGAGAGAGCCCUUACACCUGCAAACUGUGUGGGAAGAACUUCACACAAAAAGAAAGUCUUAAGAGUCACAUGAGAAUUCACACUGGAGAGAAGCCUUUCACAUGUGGUCAGUGUGGAAAAUGUUUCAGAUGUAAAGAAAACCUUACUCGCCACAUGAGGAUUCACUCAAGAGAAAACCAUUUUAAAUGUCAUCAGUGUGAAAGAAGUUUCACAGACAGUAAUCAUCUUAAGAAUCAUAUAUUAACUCACACUGGAGAGAAGCCUUUCAUGUGCCAUCACUGUGGAAAGAGUUGCCCAAGCAAAGCAAACCUUGAGGUUCACAUAAGAGUUCACACUGGAGAGAAGCCUUUCACCUGCCCUCAGUGUGGGAAGAGUUUCACACUUAAAGGAAAUCUUAAGACUCACAUAAGAGUUCACACUGGAGAGAAGCCUUUCACAUGUCUUCACUGUGAAGAGAGUUUUACAUAUCAGAAAGACCUGAAACGUCAUUUGCAAACACAUUCUGAAAAAGAAAUAGCAAAAUUCAGAGUGUGACCAGAUGUUUUGAAAAAAGCUAUUUCCAACAUCACCUCUGGAAUUAAAAAAAUUUGAAUUGUGAUCAGUGUACUAAGAAGUUUUUGUUUGCCAUUACACUUACAAAUACACCUGAAAAGUCAUGCAUCUAUAAAACCCUAUUUGUUUUCCUAGUGGAGAAAGGGGUUUAAAUGGCUCUGCAAUUUAAAAAGGAAGUAUGUAACUCUGUCACUAUGCAGUUGAAUGUGUGUCAAAUCUGAUUGUCUAACUUCAUGACCAUUUAUUUGAAUUCUUUACUUGUUUAUAUCUUUUUGAUCCUUUGAUUCUUUGCUGUAUUUUCGAAUAUUGAACAUGAUAGAUGCCUUCUAAUUCCGUUUGUAUAGCGGCGAUGCUUCAUUCUACUGAUUGAUACCUCAGAAUCAAAAUUUUAGAUAAACGUGUCUUGCUGUGAAAUGCCACAAUGUAAAUGAAGGAAUGUAAAUAAAAGGUCAUAAACUGAAUGAAAUAAUAAACAUUG